AUGUCCGCAUUCAGUGCUCCUGGUAAGGCCUUUUUGGCCGGAGGGUUUUUGGUCUUGGAUCCCCAAUACCCUGCCUAUGUCACUGCUCUCUCGUCAAGAAUGCACGCGGUAGUUGAAAAAAGUUCUGCACUUGCACAAGAUUCAACUCCUCCCACAGAGUCGUCCAUAACCAUCAAAUCUCCCCAAUUUGGUGGAUGCUGGGAAUUCACGUUUCCAGACCUAACUUUCAGCUCUGUUUCUGAAGCCCAGGGAAGAAGGAACCCAUUCAUAGAAGCUACUAUUAGCAUAGUACUUGCCUACUUAGAGCCUAAACUGCCCUUCCAAUUGUCGAUUACCAUAUAUUCUGACCCUGGGUACCACUCUCAAGAUAAUACUGUACUCAGGAAAUCUGAAAAUGGGUCAAAAUCUUUCCUUUUCCACAACAAUCCUAUCGAGCGAGUAGCCAAGACUGGCCUAGGCUCAUCUGCAGGAUUGGUCACUGUAUUGACAACUGCAAUCUUAGCCUUCUUCUUGGGCAAGAAGCAAGAGGACCAGGUGUACGAAUUGAAGAGUCUAGUGCAUAACAUUGCCCAGAUUGCCCACUGCUAUGCUCAGAAGAAGAUCGGAUCAGGCUUUGAUGUUGCAGCUGCCACCUUUGGGUCAAUCAUCUACCAGAGGUUUGAUCCUGAGAUUUUAAAUGAGUUGUUUCAAAGAGAGAACUUUUUGGUUAAUGAUCGUAAAGCUAUCAAAGCUCUUGCUGAAAAGAAGUGGGUUUUCAGUGCUCAACCAGUUGCAUUACCACCCAAAAUCAAGCUCCUAAUGGGAGAUAUUAAAGGAGGCUCGGAAACCCCUAAAUUAGUAUCCAAAGUUUUGAAGUGGAAGGCUGAUAAUAAAGCCGAGAGUGAUAAAUUGUACUUUGACUUGAACAAUGCAAAUGUUCAAUUUAUAGAGUCAUUAAAAAGUUUACAAAGCUUACACGAACAGGAUAUUGAAAAAUAUGAAAGCAUCUUAAAGGUAUUAGCCCACGCCAAAGUAGUAGAUUCAGAUGGAGGGGAAAAAUUAGAAGAUUUGGGCCCAUUUAAGAGCCUUAUCGAUUCAAUUAAGAAGAUCAGAGAAAAUCUCCGCAAGUUAACCCAAUUUUCCGGAGCAGAGAUCGAGCCCAUAGAGCAAACACAUUUACUCGACGAUUGCAGUUCGAUCGAAGGUGUGUUAGGGGGUGUGGUCCCAGGGGCAGGUGGAUACGAUGCAAUAUGCCUAUUGGUAAUAGAGAAUAGCAUUUCAAAUGUUUUACAGGCGAAUGGUGAGAGAUUGGAUAAGGUUACCUGGUUGGAUUUACAGGAAGAGUCUGAAGGUGUAGUGGUGGAAAAGGCAUGUGACUAUGUAGGGUUCUAG
This is a messenger RNA of Dujonia railenensis, 1371 nucleotides long. The record is from the annotation of a GenBank genome assembly. NCBI's taxonomy places the organism in Eukaryota, Fungi, Ascomycota, Pichiomycetes, Serinales, Debaryomycetaceae.